CAAAGUGCAAUAUCAUUAAUUAUUUUGUAUAGAUGAAUUUCAAUGUUUACAUUUCCGUCACAUGCGCACUAGGUGUCAGGAAUUUAAAAACCGAUUUGCAAACAUUGAGAACGGUUAUUAAACAAACAUUGAUAUAAAUAAUCUGCUUGCUAACUUAAUUAGAUUAAAGUUUUUUUUAAAUUCUUAAAAUAUAAUGCCUGACAGUUGUUGUGCUAUAGGGUGUAUGAAUAAAAGGAUAAAAGGCGAUAAAAACUUGAGUUUUUACCGCAUUCCUUUUGGAAAUACAGAAACAUCAAAAAACAGAAGAGUUUUAUGGUUGCAAGCCUUAAAACGUUAAAACUGGCCAUUAAGUAUGAUUGAUAACGCAAGAUUAUGUAGUAAACAUUUUAUUUCAGCAAAAAAUCAGACAAUCCUAAUAGUCCUGACUAUGUUCCAUCUGUUUUUUUAUACAGACAGCAAUCUUUUUCAAAAAAACAUCAAAGUAUUGAAAGAUUUGAAAGAAGUUGUAAAAGAACAAAAAAAAAAUACUGAAGAUAAUUUAUCUCAAACAAGAGCUGAAAAUGAACAGAUGUCAGUUAAUAUGGAUGCAGUAACAUCAGUCGACCCUUUCAAAUUAAAUCAAGAAUCUCAGACUGAUGAUGUUAAUUUUGUUGCUGAGCUACAUUCUAAAGUCAAAACUUUGAGUAAAAAUAAUGUUGAAUUAAAGGUUGUGAUAAACAAAGCUAUAACAUCAUCUGUUUCUCAAUAUAUUUCGUUUGAAAAACAAAAAGAUGAUAAUUCACUUUUAUCUUUUUAUACUGGUUUGCCAAAUGCAAAUUUAUUUUUGUGGUAUUUAUCAUUGUUUAAUGAUUGUGUAAAACCAAUGAAAAAUAUACCAAUGGAAGACCAUUUAUUGCUAAUAUUAAUGAAAAUCAAACUUGGAUUUUUAAAUAAAGACUUAAGCUUUAGAUUUGGUUUUUUUGAGCCAACAGUCACUAGAAUAUAUAGAUCUUGGCUUCCAAUUAUUGCUGAAAAUGUUAAGUUUUUAAUUGUUUGGUCAGAAAAGCAUGUUUUGCGAAGAAAUUUGCCAACAAGUUUUCGCAAAAAGUUCUAUAAUUGUCUCAAGUACUCUCGAGUCCUUAAUACAAGGGGAAGGGGGUGGUUAGUCAAGAUCUAAUAAAAGUAGGGGGUGAGAAUUUAUACUAAAAGUUUCAUUAUUUAUUAGUUACUAGUAUAUAUUUUGUAAAUUUUAAGGCCAAUUUUCACUGAAUUAUUUUUUUUAGUUUCGAUAGUUUUAGAAAUUUUUUGUUGAUAACAAGUGAAAAUUAAUAAACAGAGUGGUCUUAAUAAGCUUAAGGUAGGUGGGAAAGUUUUCAAAAAUUUAAUAAAAAUCCCCCCUACCCUUCUAAUGAAGACUCGAGAGUAGUAAAUUUUAUAUUACUAAAUAAUAAGAAUUGUUAACAGUUUAUUGAUUUUUUAUUUCUGAAAAAAGUGCCAAAAUGUCGUUGACAAAGUAAGAUAUUUAAUAAAUAUAAUAUAUCCUUUA
This is a messenger RNA of Hydra vulgaris (swiftwater hydra), 1525 nucleotides long. RefSeq lists its product as uncharacterized. Lineage: Eukaryota; Metazoa; Cnidaria; Hydrozoa; Anthoathecata; Hydridae. The record is from RefSeq and is a predicted model, not a curated record.